Molecule: messenger RNA, 377 nt
Organism: Hymenoscyphus albidus
Lineage: Eukaryota; Fungi; Ascomycota; Leotiomycetes; Helotiales; Helotiaceae
Source: the annotation of a GenBank genome assembly
AUGACGCUCGCUUCCUUCCGAGUUUCGCUGGGCGUGGGUGGAGUCUUGUCUCUGAUAUCGAAAGCUGACGUCUCGACCCUCGUCACACUGAAUGGGGCGCCCUGCUCAGUUGACAGCAUUGUCAUCCGCAAUGUUUGCAUCAUAGGGAGAGGCUCUACGGGCACGUACUCAGCCAUCCGCUUAUUAUACCUGGGGAAAAACAAUAGUGGUGGUGGAAUCAGUCCAGAUCAGGCGGGCAUAUCGAGACAUACACAGAUCCAAUGACCAAGGGAUUUGUGGAUUAUGAUGCUGUUGCAUGGCAUGAUUUGGAUAUUGUUGGGAAACACUUUGCCGGUUUUAAUAUAUCCCUAGAGAAAGUUGGCCCUGAAGAAGUUUAA